Messenger RNA from Lotus japonicus, 1753 nucleotides. RefSeq names its product synaptotagmin-5-like. The record is from RefSeq and is a predicted model, not a curated record. Gene Ontology annotation, cellular component: endoplasmic reticulum. Lineage: Eukaryota; Viridiplantae; Streptophyta; Magnoliopsida; Fabales; Fabaceae. The transcript is spliced from 5 exons. The coding region runs from base 567 to 1238 and encodes 223 amino acids. Gene Ontology annotation, molecular function: lipid binding.
UAUGUAUAUAAAUUUAUAUGCACAUAAAUAUAAAAAUAGAAAAUUUGCUAAAUCUUACAGUUAAUCUUAUGAUUAUGUGAUUUACGAUUAAUUUCCCCCUCUCCAAUUAAGGUCAUAAUCCUGAUUUUGACUACUAUGAUACUAAUCCUUAUUUAUAUUAUUAUUAAUCCUAAUCCUGAUUAAGGGUAAUUAUGAAAUGUAAUGAUAUUAUGAGAUAUUUCCUUGAUAUUCUAGCUGCUUGUUGAUCACAAGAUUACUUUCACUGUCUUGGCUGGUUAAAAACUGAUUUUCCAUUUUGAACCGUACUGUAUUUUCUUGUUCAGUGAUCUGGAGUUGAAGCCUGUUGGGAUAUUGAAAGUAAAGCUUCUGCAAGCAAAGGAAUUAACAAAUACGCAUACUUUUCGAAAACCUGAUCUAUUUGUUGUACUAUACAUACAGGCUUCAGGUGAAGAGAAAAAAAAAGCGAGACAAUUAACAAUGAUUUAAAUCCAAUUUGGAAUGAAAAAUUCGAAUUUAUCGUCGAAGACGUGUCCACUGAACACUUGAUUGUUCAAGUUUAUGAUUCUAUGCAUUUGCGGUCACCUAAAUUGAUUGGUUAUGCUCAGAUACGGCUUAGUGAACUUCAACCUGGUAGAGUAAAAUAUGUGUGGCCGAAACUUUUCAAGCCAUCGUUGACCCAAAGAGAUAACAAGAAUAGAGGGCAGGUACACAUGGAGCUUUUGUACUGUCCUUUUGGCAUGGAGAAUAGCUUUACCAACCUGUUUGCUCCAAACUACUCAAUGGAAGAGGUUCUUGAAAGUUCAGCAAAUGAAAUAGAGGCUAAUGGAAAUGAGAAUGCAGUUACACAGAGGGAAAAAGAGGUUAUUAUUAGCGGAUUCCUUUCUGUUACUGUGAUAUCUGCUGAAGACUUGCCUGCAUUGGAUUUCAUGGGAAAAUCUGAUCCCUUUGUUGUUCUGACCUUGAGGAAAGCAAAAUUAAAAGAAGAAAUUAGACACAAAACCAAGGUUGUGAACCAGAGCUUGAAUCCUGUUUGGAUUGAAACAUUUCCCGUCGAGGAUGGUUUACAUGAUAUGGUAAUUGUUGAAGUUUGGGACAAGGACACUUUUGGAAAGGAUUAUAUAGGAAGAUGUAUAUUGUCGCUUACCAAGGUAAUACUGGAGGGGGAAUACACAGACAGUUUUGAUUUAGUUGGUGCGAAAUCUGGUUCUUUGGAACUCCAUCUCAAGUGGAGGUUCUAAGGCUUAUAAAAAAAAAAGUGGAGGUUCUAAGUAAUUGUGGAUGGAUAUCUAGAACUGUACUGUCACCUUUCUUUGAUUAUGACUUUAGAAUAAAUUGUAGAAGAGUUUCUAAACUUCAUAAUAGUUUGCAUCCGGUUAGCUGGGUCAUUAUUACUUUAAUCUAGUCAUGCACUCAAUGAUUGUAAAAUUUGAAUUGCGUGUCUAUGAUCUCCAUAUUGAUUGAUGCAGCAUGAUACAAUUCCAGCUUUUGAUUGUUUCUAAAGAUGUUGAGUUAUGUAAAUAUUUAUUUUUGUGUGUGCUUAUGUGCAUCUGAGUAAUGAUAUGAUAAGUUUAUAAUGCUUUGACAGGCCAUGAAUUUGUUGUGAAUUCUUCUGACAUUUGUGUGGACACAAGGUUGUGACAAUGAGCUUCUUAAUAUUUUCUUCCAUGUGGAUGAUGUGUGUUGAUAUCUGGAACUAAUUUGGAAGUGAUAAACAAACCAGAUUGUUUCUAUGUUGCAAAUUUGAAACAAAAGG